UUGAUUAUCAACACGUGUUUGUGUUUUAGCGUGACAAAAAAAACACAUGCCGUUUUGAGAUACAAAUGGCGGAUUUUGCCAUUUCCAAAACAGUGAACAAGCGAAACCACCUACAAAUUUCAGACGGAAAAAGAAAUGCUCUAAUGAAUUUUCACAUACAUUCUUUUUACUCCCUUGCGGAGAAGUCUUUUCGAUAUGCAUAUCUAAACCCGUGCAAUAAAGGGCUUGAAAGAGAAUCUUAAUGCUUAAAUUUAAAGUAGUCUAUACUACUUUAGGUGUUAACUGUUCGGCGUUUCGGCACUGCCGCCUUCAUCAGUAGGAUACAUGUUUUUACCAGGGUGAUCUUAUUAGUUUACCGCAGUAUCAAAGAACAAGGCUGUUCUACGCCCGUUUGCAUGGUUUGCCGCGUGUGACCUCUUGCUGCUCUUGAGCCUCGAACGUCUCUCUGGUUAGUGGCCAGCGAGCUUGCUAGACGUUCAAGGCUUCAGAACCAGGGUAACACUAUUGCGACGUUGCCCCAAUGAUCAUUUACGAAAGUUCUGGAUUAUAAACUAAGGUCAAGGAAGUAAAAGGCGUAAAGCGAAAUGAACGAGUGCACUUGAUCGAGUGACCAGGAGAAGCCAUGUUUGCACGCGUUAGGUCACGUGGUCUGCGUACACAGGUGUCGAAUGUCAGAAGCAAGCACGGCAGAGCCUUCAGUAAUGGCGAGCAGCGGUAUUCCAGGAGAUUUGUGCUGACAACCGUUGUGACUGGAUCCCUGUGUGGUGGUUGGGUUUUCAACACCCUAAAAGACCGUUACCGCACCAUCGACAUCAAGAGAGAAUUCCAUGUGCACGCUAGGGACUCCUCCUCGCCAAGCCGAACCUUCUCGCUGAGUGAAGUGGCCAGGCACACUGAUUCAAGGAACGGCGUAUGGACUACUUACGAGGAUGGUGUCUACGACUUGACCGACUUCAUUGAGCAGCACCCGGGCGGCAAGAGGAUGAUCAUGCUUGCUGCAGGGUCAAGGCUGGACCCGUACUGGAAUAUCCACGACUUUCACAAAAGGGAGGACAUUGUGAAGAUCCUUUCAGAGUUUCGCAUAGGAAGCUUGAUGAAGGAGGAAAUAAAAGCAAGCACCCUGCUUAACCUCGACGACCCUUACUCCACGGACCCCAAGCGGCAUCCUGCGCUUACAGUGUUUUGCAACAAGCCCUUCUUAGCGGAACCCCCUCUUGGACUACUCGGACACAGUCUUAUCACCCCUACUGAAGUGUUUUAUAUUAGGAACCAUAUGCCGGUGCCGUUGAUAAACAAAGAUGGGUAUAAACUUGAAAUUUCGGCCAAAGGCGUAAGCACGAAGCUAACGUUUGAAGACCUCAUACAGUUCAAGAAGCGUAUAGUUGUAGCGACCUUACAGUGCGCUGGUAAUCGCUGCAACGAGAUGGCUGCUGUUAACAGGGAGGACUUUGUGGACGUGGGGGGUGGCCCUGCUACUAUAUCCACUGCGCAGUGGGGAGGGGUGUUGCUUAGAGACGUUCUUGAGAGCGUUGGUAUAACUGACAGUGUUGUCGAGCGAGAGGGUUACAAGCACGUCCGCUUGGAGGGUCUUGAUCAAGAUCUGUCUGGCACAAAGUACGAAGUGUCUAUCCCCAUCCACAUUGCCAUGUCACCCACAGGUGAUGUCAUGCUGGCCUAUGAGAUGAAUGGUAAAGAGCUCCCCCGGGACCAUGGGUAUCCUGUGCGGUGUUUGGUCCCGGGGGUUGCGGGGGCAAGAAGUGUUAAGUGGCUUGGGAGAGUAAGUUUAAGUAAACAGAAAAGUCAAAGCAUGUGGCAACAAACGGCGUACAAGGGAGUGCCUCCAUGUGCAAACCAGAAAACUGUGGAUCUACAGGCAGCAGAAGAUAUCAACGAGCUACCAGUAACAUCCGUCAUAUGCCAUCCAGAGGAAGGGGAAACACUUCUCCGAGAGGAGGAGGAAGUCACUAUCAGUGGCUACGCCUGGAGUGGUGGAGGGCGUGGCAUCGUUAGAGUGGACGUCUCCCUGGAUGGGGGUAAGACGUGGAACACCGCCUCCCUGGACGGGGUCAAGCAGCCCUAUGGGAAGGCCUGGGCGUGGUCACUGUGGGAGUUGACUGCCCCCCUCCCGGCACACGGCGACCGCAUGGAGAUCAUCUGUAAGGCUGUGGACAGUUCUUUUAACGUGCAGCCGGACACAGUAGCACCGAUAUAUAACUAUAGGGGAUAUCUAUGCAAUGCAUGGCAUAGGGUCAAUGUCACACUAGGAGAAAAACCCUUGUGACCCCACCUGGUCUUGAAAAUAGACAUUAUUGGUAUUUAGAAAGCAUACAUUAUACCUUUUUCGGGUAUUAGCGGUUCUCUCAAUAUUUUAAGACAAAGAAAAUGACAUAAAAGCAGAACAUGACAAAAGGCGAAAAAACAGUUUGAAGUGAAUUUCGAGGACACUUUCUGGUUUCUCAUGAGGAAAGAGAACGCCUGAAUUGACGUAUCCAAAAUAGGAUUUUAAAGAAUAUAAAUAACACUCAACACAAGCCACAACGGCAACGAACUUUCAAGUUUUUUUUAUUAUUUUACAAGUGAUUGCAAGCAUGGGAAUACAUGAGUACUUUUUAUUCUUCAACGCUUUUUUUAGCCUUAUUCCCAUCGUUAGAAGGAAGAUUCAGACAGAAAUAAUAAGAUUUCCAUAUUAUGUUUGCUAGUUUCCAAGGAAAUAUUAAAAUACUGUAUGGUCUCUCUUGUGA
Messenger RNA from Nematostella vectensis (starlet sea anemone), 2741 nucleotides. RefSeq names its product sulfite oxidase. The record is from RefSeq and is a predicted model, not a curated record. Gene Ontology annotation, cellular component: mitochondrion. The transcript is spliced from 7 exons. Gene Ontology annotation, molecular function: oxidoreductase activity; molybdenum ion binding. NCBI's taxonomy places the organism in Eukaryota, Metazoa, Cnidaria, Anthozoa, Actiniaria, Edwardsiidae. The coding region runs from base 623 to 2281 and encodes 552 amino acids.